AUGGGUACACUGCCACCUCUACGUAUGCCCCUCUCCUGCAGCUGUCAGCGCAUACGCAUCCCGGAAAAAGUCUCCUCAUCGGAUCCGCUUGUCUCCCAUGGACGACAUUUUGGUCGAACAGUGUUUGCGCUGUGUAACUACCCUGCUUUACUCACCAAUGGCAUCUUAAGACUAGAACAAAUGGAAAAUACUUCACUAGAGGACUUUUCCGCUGAAGAGCGACGAGAACAUUGUGUCUUCGAGCAGCUCUUAGAUUCUUAUCCCGGCCUAUUGGAACAAUUGACAAACAGUUCUGAGGAGGAAAUCCUCCAUGUCGGAGAGCUGAUAGGUAAGGGAGCCGCAGGCGCAAGAGGCGACAACACAAAAACGUUGAAGUCUGCAGUAUUAGAUUGGAUCGCUCCAAAAGGAGAGGCGAUCCAACCUCCUCUGCACAGAAAUUCCAAGAUCGAUCGUGGAUUUAAUCAUGAACUUACAGGCUCCCUGCUUUGUCCCGCCGGAUUAGACUGGAACAACUCACAGACCAAAGAACACCUUCGAAGCGGAGAACUGUUGGUCUGCGGAGAUCAAUGGCCUGUUUUUUAUCCGUGGUGUGGUCUCCUUUGGAGUUGCUUCCUUGUAUGUGCUUACAAGCACAUUUUCACGUCUCCGAGUUCGGUCCGAUUCGCUCUAACCUCUUCUUCAGUGUUUUCAAGAACUGACACGAUGACAGACUUGGAGACAUUUGAUCAUAGUCUCCUUGACCUCUUGGAAGACCCUGACGAGUUGAAGGAAGUUGAUGAACUGCUGAUGUGGUGGAAUCGCCAAGUCUUCCCCGCUUCUUCGGCUGCCAAGCGCAACGUCACCGCCAACAGUGCACUAUCGAAGAUCCAACAAAAAUCCCUUGUUCAAGUAUCUUCUUUGUAG
Messenger RNA from Suillus fuscotomentosus, 903 nucleotides. RefSeq lists its product as uncharacterized. The coding region runs from base 1 to 903 and encodes 300 amino acids. The record is from RefSeq and is a predicted model, not a curated record. The transcript is spliced from 10 exons. Lineage: Eukaryota; Fungi; Basidiomycota; Agaricomycetes; Boletales; Suillaceae.